Blastomyces gilchristii SLH14081 is the source of this 1695-nucleotide messenger RNA. RefSeq names its product phosphoglycerate mutase, variant 2. The record is from RefSeq and is a predicted model, not a curated record. Gene Ontology annotation, biological process: fructose 2,6-bisphosphate metabolic process; negative regulation of glycolytic process; fructose 1,6-bisphosphate metabolic process. Bases 367 to 1146 code for a protein of 259 amino acids. Gene Ontology annotation, molecular function: fructose-2,6-bisphosphate 2-phosphatase activity. Gene Ontology annotation, cellular component: cytosol. The transcript is spliced from 2 exons. NCBI's taxonomy places the organism in Eukaryota, Fungi, Ascomycota, Eurotiomycetes, Onygenales, Ajellomycetaceae.
UUUCUCUGGAUAUUUUUAUUUAUAUAUUUGUGUGUUUCCUAAACAAUUAUAUACGCAGUAUGUCUCUGUGAAAAGAUCGCGCCGUCUUCCUGCAUGUAUGACACUCGACAAUGCUUCUACAACUCCAGAUAGCUAGCAAAUGAACCUCAAGCCUCUCUCUUUCCUUAAUUUCUCCCUUCGCCCAGGAUGAAACUCUUCCUCAUCCGCCAUGCCGAGUCAGAGCACAAUGUUGCCCAGGUCUAGUAUGAUGCCGUUUCUAUUUGCCCUUUAAUCUCUCUGUGAGGGUGUGGGCUGUUGCUCACACACAAAGUUCGUUACGCUCUGUUCAGCGCAGGAACAACAGACUCCGCUUUAACAAACCAUGGCAUGGUACAAAUCCAGCGGCUAGCUCUCCACUUCAAGACUCAGGGAAUUGCGUUUAACACGGUCUUCUCUUCGGAUCUGCUGCGGGCUCGUACUACCGCUGAGGGCAUCUGUGGCCUUGCUGGCGGAGAGGGGCGGGAUGGAGAUUCGCCUCAGUUACAACCUAUCGUCCUACCCGUCCUACGGGAAAGGGACUUUGGUGCUCUAGAGGGAAAAUCAUGGCUUACCGCGCGAGAUGGAGCCGUGAAUUCCGUUUCUGAAACAGCUGGAGAGCCCGAGUCACAUGCCUCGGUCGCCUCGCGGGCAGAUUCCUUUCUCUCCAACUAUCUGCUGCCAGUUUUGCUUGAUGCGGGGCAUCCUGCUCAAGCUGUUGCGGUUGUCUCUCAUGGCAUUUUGCUGGCUGCGCUGUGGGAAGCGCUGUCGCGACUGUUUCUAUCAAGUCAUGUUGUCCUUGCGCCAGGCGUUAAGGUCACAAAACGCAUUUCGACGUGGUCGAACACGGGCUAUCUAGAACUUGAUGUUGGAUGGAUAGAAACUGGCCUCAUAACCCCAGCUCCAGCGAACGAGAGUGGUCAAUCUCAGGAUACCAUGGAUGGUUCAAACAGAGCUAAAGCAAAAAAUGAUGCUCAGAACCCGCCGUUGCAUGGCCGUACGCUUACUAUCCUAACGAUAAAUGGGAGAGAACAUCUCAGAAAUCUUAGGCGGACUCCGGGCGUUGGUAGCUCAAAGCAUGAUGCGACCCAGCAACGAAUUGACAAUUUUUUCCAGAAACCGAAGAACUAGGAUUGGUCUGGUAGAAUUUUUUUUUCUCUCAUGGCAAGCCUCCCAUUAUUAACUGACCUUGUAGAUAUUUAUGUCUUGAACGACAUAUGGUGUGGAUAUCCUGUGAAGUUAUCAAAACCAAGUAUUCUCACUGCGGAAUUUAAAGGAGCUCGCAAUAGAAUAAAUAUUUAUAAAUUACUUAUCUGCUACUUAAAUCAUAUACCGUGCCUUUUUGUAAUAUAUGAAAUUAGGCGUUCUGUUGGCCAUUAGUAGUUAUGCAGCUAUAUUAUAUAACUGGCGCUAUGUAAUAAUGUAUAGGAUAUGUAAACCAGCAGACGAAUAAACUAGAACGGGACAGAAAUAAGGAGGAUAAAAAUAAUGAUUUUGCCCGCGCCCGUAUGUAAACCCAAAAUGUCAUCUGGUGGAAAAUAGAAUGGACAGAUAUAUGUGCAAAGAAAUAGAACAAAAUAGGUAUCUCUAAAACAAAGGAAAAGACCCCAUCCCAUAUAUGCAAGCAUGAUAAUUCAUAUAGGAAAAUCAUAAAGCAUAAGGUAUAAAACAUGAGCAGCA